This is a messenger RNA of Fomitiporia mediterranea MF3/22, 1371 nucleotides long. RefSeq names its product glycoside hydrolase/deacetylase. Lineage: Eukaryota; Fungi; Basidiomycota; Agaricomycetes; Hymenochaetales; Hymenochaetaceae. The coding region runs from base 1 to 1371 and encodes 456 amino acids. Gene Ontology annotation, cellular component: membrane. The transcript is spliced from 5 exons. Gene Ontology annotation, molecular function: chitin deacetylase activity. Gene Ontology annotation, biological process: carbohydrate metabolic process. The record is from RefSeq and is a predicted model, not a curated record.
AUGAAGCUCGCUCUCCUCGCCGCCGCCUCUGUCUCUCUCAUUCAGCUCCCCAAUCUCGCAGGUGCCUGCGCAGACCAUGCAGCAUAUGCAGCCCAUGUAGCCCGCAAUAAUUAUGCACGUCAGGCAACUUCUACGCCUCCCGCAUCUGGAUCGACAUCUGCUCCACCUGGGACGUCUACGGCCUCGGGUACCGCCGCGACAACUUCGUCCGUCAAUGGCACCGCGACGGGAAACGCGACCUCAUCCGCGACUCAGAUCUCUGUCUCGUUGAUAUCGACGAACCCUACAGCCAUACCCUUAGCGAAUAUCACAGCGUCGCAGGUCUCGUCCCCUACGAUUGCUCUACCGACGACUUUUGCUGCCGGUGCUACUCCCUCGGCCAUUUCCAACGCGCCACCGUUGCCAGACAUCUCUGGGCUAAAUCCCGCGAACUAUCCCCCAAUGGACAAACCGCCUCCUACUGACUCACCAGAGGUCCAGGGGUGGAUAAAUGAUGUUAUGAACAGCGGAUUUUCAAUCCCCAAUAUUAGCCAGACGACUGGUACCGCAGCAUGCGCUGCAAAUCCGGAAGCGGCUGCCGAUCAGUCUCGUUGCUGGUGGACAUGCGGUGGCUGCACGCGUGAUACGGACAUCACAGCGUGCCCUGACCAGUUGACUUGGGGCCUUACUCAUGACGAUGGACCCGGAUUCUACACACCGAACCUCUUGCAGUAUCUAGACGAGAAACAGCUGAAGACCACGUUCUUUACCAUUGGUUCUAGAAUUCUAGAAGAACCGCAUACCCUUCAGACGGAAUACAUGAGUGGACACCAGAUUGGUGUUCACACUUGGAGUCACCCGCCACUUACAACGUUGUCGAACGAGGAGAUCAUUGCGGAGUUCGGAUGGACGAAAAAGAUAACAAAGGACAUACUUGGUGUGACGCCGAACACGUUCCGUCCUCCGUUUGGCGACAUAGAUGACCGAGUUCGUGCCAUCGCCCUGGCAAUGGAUCUCACUCCGAUAAUCUGGACACGUAUCAGUCCGAGUGCAACUUUCGAUACCGGGGACUUUAGCAUCCCUGCUGGCACGAUCUCUUCGUCCCAGGUCAUUCAGAAUUUCAAUCAGAUUAUGGGCAACGCGACCACCAUAAACACCGGGUUCAUUGUUCUUGAGCAUGAUCUAUUCGAACAGACUGUCGAGCUUGCGACGGGAUACAUUCUGCCAGAGGCCCUUGCACAUCAGCCUCCAUUCAAGAUUGAGCCCGUUAUUACAUGCUUGGGCAAAUCUUUGAGCGACGCAUACGUGGAGACGAACGAUAACUCAACGAACCCGCCCCCGUCAGGAAGUGAGUUCCGGUUAUCUGCUGCUGAUCUUGUGUUUUAUUUCUAA